This is a messenger RNA of Acipenser ruthenus (sterlet), 3982 nucleotides long. Its product is annotated as interleukin enhancer-binding factor 3-like. Lineage: Eukaryota; Metazoa; Chordata; Actinopteri; Acipenseriformes; Acipenseridae. The record is from RefSeq and is a predicted model, not a curated record. The coding region runs from base 81 to 3215 and encodes 1044 amino acids. Gene Ontology annotation, cellular component: precatalytic spliceosome. Gene Ontology annotation, molecular function: double-stranded RNA binding; single-stranded RNA binding. The transcript has 21 exons.
UUUUGGGGGAGGUUGCGCGCUGACGCGAGCUCUGCUUUCAGACUCCAGCGGAGGGACGGACGGGAUCCAUAAUCACAGCAAUGGGCAGAGUUUGCGGUGUUCAGAAAAGGGGUGGUAAGGCAAACCGAGUCGAGCUGGGGCCAAUGCCUGCUUGGGACGAGCGGCUGGCAUACGAGGAACUCCUUUACUGGGACAGUCUGGUUCACCUCGGCGGGCGCCUUCACCCACAAGACUACAAUAGAUACGAAGAACUGCGCUACUGGUACGACUGUCUGUGUUACGAAGAGGAUCUCCGACUGUAUCAGCAUUACACCGCACCGUUACCCAGACGGGAUCCCCAGGAAGGAACCUCAGAAUCAGAGUCAACCAUGUCUCCUCCCUUUCGGCAGCGCCCCAUCCGCAUCUUCGUGAACGAUGACCGCCACGUCAUGGUGAAGCACUCGGCCGUGUACCCCACUCAGGAGGAGCUGGAGGGGGUGCAGAACAUGGUGUCCCACUCGGAGCGCGCUCUCAAAGCCGUGUCAGACUGGCUGGACGAGCAGGAGAAGGGGCCCCCGAAGACGGCCGAGCCGCAGGAGCAGGGGGAGGCGGGCGCCGAGGAAGAGAAGGAGGGGGACGAGCCCGAGGAGACCCCUGAAGAGAGGGCUGCAGACCAGGCCACCAGGACCCUGCGAGGAGUGAUGAGGGUGGGGCUCGUGGCAAAGGGGCUCCUCUUGAAAGGGGAUUUAGAUUUGGAGCUGGUCCUCCUCUGCAAGGAUAAACCCACCAUCACUUUGCUGAAGAAAGUGGCUGAAAACCUGGCUGUGCAAAUCAAGACCGUCACAGAGGAGAAGUACGAGGUCAUACAGUGCAUCAGAGAAGCCGCCAUCGUCGUCAAGAGUACGAAGGAGCCGGUUCUGACCCUCACCAUUCACCUGACCUCCCCGGUGGUGCGGGAGGAGGCGGAGAAGCAGGCUGCUGGAGAAACGCUAACAGUCAACGAUCCUCCGGAUGUUCUGGACAGGCAGAAAUGCCUUACUGCCUUGGCGUCCCUCCGACACGCCAAGUGGUUUCAGGCCAGGGCAAACGGGCUGAAGUCUUGCGUCAUCGUCAUCCGCAUCCUGAGAGAUCUGUGUUCGAGAGUCCCCACCUGGGCCCCACUCAAAGGAUGGCCCCUGGAGCUGCUGUGUGAGAAGGCGAUUGGAACUGGGAACCGACCAAUGGGGGCAGGGGAAGCUCUUCGCAGAGUUCUAGAGUGCCUCGCUUCAGGAAUCCUGAUGGCAGAUGGUCCUGGCCUCUCUGACCCCUGUGAAAAGGACACCACUGAUGCCAUCAGCCACCUGGACAGGCAGCAGCGGGAGGAUAUCAGCCAGAGUGCUCAGGUGAGCUUUUCUUCCACUGAUGUCAUCCUCCAUUUGACCAGACAGCAGAGGGAGGAAGUGACCCAGAGUGCUCAGCAUGCCUUGAGGUUGGCAGCUUUCGGACAGCUUCACAAAGUGCUAGGAAUGGAUCCUUUGCCUUCCAAGCUGCCCAGAAGACCAAAAACGGACACCCCAAUCGAUUACACUGUUCAAAUCCCCCCCAGCACCACCUACACGCCCCCAAUGAAACGGCCAAUGGAGGAGGAAGACAUGGGAGAUGACAAAAGCCCCAACAAGAAGAAAAAGAAGCUGCAGAAAAAAGCCCCUGAAGAGAAGAUGGAGCCUCCCCAAGCCAUGAACGCCCUGAUGAGGCUGAACCAGCUGAAGCCGGGCCUCCAGUACAAGCUCCUGUCCCAGACCGGCCCUGUGCACGUCCCGGUCUUCACCAUGGCAGUCGAGGUCGAUGGCAAGACCUUCGAAGCAUCCGGACCCUCCAAAAAGACAGCGAAGCUCCACGUGGCUGUCAAGGUUCUACAAGACAUGGGUCUGCCGACGGGGAUAGAGGUGAAAUGUGCCGAUCCUGUUAAAGUGGAUGAGGUGGUGAAUGACGUGGUAAUGAAGCCUGCUUUUGUAGCUCCGGCAGUCGCUGUGGAAGCGGUUGACGCUGGGGCGCAGAAUCCCGAGCUUGGGGACGGCACAGAGAACGCCCGGCAGCAGGGCCCUAUCCUUACCAAGCAUGGGAAGAACCCAGUGAUGGAGCUGAACGAGAAGAGGCGAGGGCUGAAGUACGAGCUGAUCUCAGAGACGGGGGGCAGCCACGACAAGCGCUUCGUCAUGGAGGUUGAGGUGGACGGUGAGAAGUUUCAAGGCGCUGGUUCCAAUAAGAAGGUGGCGAAGGCGUAUGCUGCUCUGGCUGCCCUGGAGAAACUCUUCCCCGAGGGCCCAGCAAUGGACAUGAAGAAGAAGAAGCCCCCUCCAAUGCACAAUGCUGGGUUUGGUUUGAUGGGAGGGUCUCCAACAGACGGCUCCAUGAACCCCCGGGGCCGAGGCAGAGGCCGUGGCCGAGGGAGGGGCAGAGGCUUCAAUAACGCUGGUGGAUACAACCAAGGAGGAUACGGCAGUUACGGUUAUGGAUCCAACGCCAACGCUGGAUACAAUAAUUACUACAAUAACGGCGGGUACUCUGGGGGAGGCGGUGGCGGGGGUGCAGCAGGGGGUCCAGGCCCGGGAGCUGGGGCAGCGCCAGGAGGUGGAGGAGGAGGGUAUGGCUCUUACUAUCAGAACGAUGGGGGCUAUUCGGCUCCACAGGCAAACCCCAAACCAGCAGGCAAGAAGCCUCCCCACCACCAGGCUGCCGGGCUGCCCAAGCAGCCUUUCGUCGCAGCAGGAGGGGCUGCAGCCAGCGGCCCGACGGGAGGGUACCAGGCCCAGCAGGGCUCCUACACCCAGGGGGGACAGUACUCUGGAUACAACCAGGGGGGCAACCCAGGCAAGAAGAACUUCAACCAGGGAGCAGGGGCAGGGGGGUAUGCCAGCUACAGCACCGCGUACCCAAGCCAGGUCACCGGGGGUGGCACGGGAGCAGCCAGUCAGGAUUACAGCUACGAAGGGUAUGGAAGCAACAACUCCUAUGGCAGUGGAGGGGGUUCCUAUCCUCCGAGCACCCCGGGAGCAGGUGGGGGAUAUGGGGGGGCAGCGACGGCAGCAGCAGGGCCCGCUAGUGGAGGGAGCAACUACCAAGGCUACAACGCUCCUCUGAACUACAGCGCCCAGGGUGGAGGCACCCCGAGUUACAGUGCUGGCACCCAGUCCUCGUACUCCAGUCAGGGUGGAUACGGCAGAGGCGAUCAGAGUAUGAAUUACCAGUACCGAUAAACUGAACACAGGUUUCACAGCACCACCCCCCUUUUCUUCUUUUCAAAUGAGCAACAAAUCACACUUUUUUUAAGAACUGCCAUUUCCCUUGCAUUUUCAUUUUUCACACAAUCUCUCGGAUAACCUGACUGCUGUAUAAUCAUGGGAGAUUAAGACAGGGGGGCUUCUUAACUAUUUGAGGCUUGAAGUUCUGUGUUGCAGCAUUUUUGUUGGAUCGUGUGCAGAGUUUUCGUUUUCUUACAUAUUUCAGACCAAAAAGUUCACGCUCGUCUGCAAAUAAACUCAGCAGUUGACCAGAAUCUUUGAACUCGCCUGCCCUGUAGUUGCAACAUUUACAGCUCUGCCUGAGAUUACCACUACAUUUUUAGCUCCCAAGUUCCUACCGUAUGUACAGACUCUGUUAAACCCAUCAUUGGAAGGGAUUCCUUGGGUCCGGUGACUCGUUUCUGAUCUGGUCUCCAUUCAGCAGGUCUGUCGUCUGUUCACUUCUCAUCCAUGGCAGUGUGUAGAAAUGCUUACUGAACCAAUGACAAACUUGACUGAGUUGCGGAGAAGGGGCACAGUUUCCUAAAAUGUAAUAUAAAGGCUUGUUUGUUUUUUAUUUUGUGAACCCCCAGCGUUUAAAGGUUUUCAGAAAGGAGGCUGUAUCUUGCACACAUUUUUGUCAAAGUAUUUGUAAAGAAAAACAAAAAUGGUGUCAUUGUAAUUUUAAGCUAUUUUUUUUGUUUUGUUUACUUUGUUUUAACAAUGACGAGGAUUGUGCUGUG